CUUACACUAGCCUUGGCCUUGCCGCUACUUGGCGGAAGGUAACGGUACUCAUGCAAAAUGCUACGAUGCAGUACGCCGCGUUGCCAGUUCAACAACGAGCGCUUGUGUUAAGUGGCCUGUGACAAACGCGGGUCCAAGAUGCCGGCGAACGCCGCGGCGGACGGUGAACCUCCCCAAUCGAUAGGUAUGCGCAGGUUACGUCUUCCCCUCACAAGACUUCUCCUAGCUCUACAUCCAUCUUGCCGUCGACAUCUCCUAUAGCGAUGACUGCUUACAAAGACUUGUCGCUAUACCUCGCGACCCGAGAACAGGCCAUAGAAUCCCGCAAGCGGUCGUUUCAGGAGUGGGCGAACGGGCUGACACUCGAGCAAUACCUGGCUCGUGAUGUUGCGCUGGAAAACCAGGAAAAUGCAGUUGGUGGGAGGUUUUUGACCUGGGUCCUUGCACCCCGCUCUGACCCAGAGACGGUGGACUUCAUGUGCGCGUGCGAGACCUACGGCCGCAGUGGUCGAUACUUCGUCGAUGGCGAGCUGAAGACAGUGACCGCGUAUGGCGUCGCCUCGGUCUUCACGCCAGAAGAGAAACGUCGGAAAGGCUACGCAAACCAUAUGAUGCGUCUGCUGCACUGGGUACUCGCCGAUGAGAAGUUCCUCAAGUCGUUCCCGGCUGAAUGGGGCACCCCGCCGCCGAGAGUCCCCAUCGCAGGCUGUGGUUACUUUGCCACCCUCUGGAGCGACGUGGGGAAGGAGUUCUACAAGGCGUGCGGCGAUACGCCAUCGACUGAGGGAUGGGUCGUCCGAGACCCAAUUUCGACAAUCUGGGACCUUGGCUCACUGCAGACGACCCAGCCGACCGCGGAGUGGCAGUGGCUGGACAAAAAUGAGGUGAAGGAUGCAUGGCGCCAGGACGUCCCUCUCAUGGAGCGUGACAUCGUCGACUUCGCCCGCACACGGCAGGGGAAGCCGGUCGUGGCCUACAUGCCCGACGAAGGCGUCGCCGAAUUCCAGCAGAACCGCGGCUUGCUCAACCCGUCGCUGCAUCCAUACCUCGUCAAGUCUUGGGGCGUGAAGGCUGCGUCUGGCGACCUCGCCUAUGCGUCCUGGACGAUCCAGGUCGCAUCCCCGACCGCGAAGACCCUGUUGCUGACCCGGCUUCGCGCGCAGAGCGUCAUUCAGUACAAGAACUUGAUGAAUGCGAUAUUUUGGUACGCGAAGGAGAACGGGUUCCACAAGGUCGAGACCUGGAAUCUUCCGUCAAUUUAUCUAGAGGAGGCGAGAGUGGCGGGUGGUAUAACGGCUGAGAGGCCGAAGCAUCUUCCUGCCCUGAAAUUCUAUGCUGGGGACGAGGUGGAUUGGAUGUGCAACGAGAAUUACUGUUGGUGCUAAGUAUUGUACCUUAGAUGGACAGAUGAAUGAAAAAUCGAUGGGUCGCAAAA
Molecule: messenger RNA, 1435 nt
Organism: Schizophyllum commune H4-8
Lineage: Eukaryota; Fungi; Basidiomycota; Agaricomycetes; Agaricales; Schizophyllaceae
Exons: 4
Coding region: 264-1385 (373 amino acids)
Source: RefSeq, a predicted model, not a curated record